Messenger RNA from Manihot esculenta (cassava), 680 nucleotides. RefSeq lists its product as uncharacterized. Lineage: Eukaryota; Viridiplantae; Streptophyta; Magnoliopsida; Malpighiales; Euphorbiaceae. The record is from RefSeq and is a predicted model, not a curated record. The coding region runs from base 194 to 457 and encodes 87 amino acids. The transcript has a single exon.
AGAUGAGCCAGGACCAUGAAGACAUUAACCACCCCCAAUCAACCAAAACACAUUUCUUUCUGUUGACUGUAGAUGUGGGAUCCCUAUCUCCAUCUCCUCAUGUUUCGUAGACUUAGGGUUUAAUCUUUUUUUCCCAAAUUCCCUUCUCAAUUGCCUCUGCUUAUUCAAUUUUUGAAAUUAUCAGAUUGUAACAAUGGAAAACAACAACGACGCCAGCAGCGACACGAACACCACCCCUAACGCCAUCGUAUCCAUGGAGAACCUCAACCAGGUAGCCAAUUGGUUUGGCGCCACCGUGAUCUCCGCCUUCUUCUCAUCGCUCGAGCGUUUUUCUUGCGUUAACGUCGCUACCAACGACCCCGAUGACGAUGAUAAUGAAGAUGAGGUCAAUGUUCGUCCUCUUUCUAUCUCCACCGACCACCACCAAAGCGACGAUGUCGCCAACCUCCCGGUUUGAUUUUUCAAUAAAGAAAUUCUUAUGGGUAUUUGUGUACCGCUUUUCCGCUUAUCCCUCUCUCAAACCAAACCCCCCCCCCCCCACCACAAAAAAAAAAAAAUCCCUUGCGUCGUCUGUUUGUGAGUUUUCAGGGUUUUAUAAAUAUAAAUUGUUACAUUUCUCUUGUGAAAGUUGAAUUUGUUUCUGUUAUUUGAGGGCUUAAUGCUCAAUUGAGCUUUUUGUA